AUGGAGUGGCUCAGUGCCAAGGAGUUCAAGGCCUUCUGGCGCAAGCUUGUAAAGUCUGGGUGGAAAGCGAGAAGGCCCAGGGACCUGAGCGUGGACUACACGUACGUGAAACCCGGCGUAACUGGAAAACUCAACGAUGCUGAACGCGGGGAAAACUAUUUUGUUGGAACAAAGGAACUGGAGGCCUUUGCACGACGGACGGGACUCUUGCCGCCAGCUGAACCUGUUGAAACCCUGUCAAGCGAGGCUAUCAGGACGCUACCGGAAACUGUGCAACCGUCUGCCGCCCGAACUAAAUCUUCUCGCCGUGGAAGUCGUGAACCAGCAGCCCGUGCCGCUCGUCCGACAACACCAGAACCCGUAUCAGUCUCACCAGCCGAAGCUUCCGAGUCAGCUGAGAGUCUUUCGACAGAAUAUCCUACGCAGGUGGCUGAAAUCGCGGAGAAAUCUUCAGACGACGAAGAGGAAGAAGCGAAGCGUGAUGAAGGUUCUGCUGAUGAUGUGGCUGUCUUUGACACGGAGAAUUUUAUGGAAGCACUGCGAUCAGAACAAUUAUUUGGUCCAGUGCCCGCGGAUGAUGUAAAUGUGUGUACGGAUGAUGAUCAAGGUGCCGACGAUGACGACGACGACGCUGAGGAUGACGGGGAUGCGUUAGGUGUGCCAGCUGCAUCUUUGGAGUACGAGAGUGAGGUGGAGUCUGACAGCGACUUUGAGGAUGACAGCGAUGCGUUUGCACAAGACGACGAUGCCAUGAGAGGUCUGCGGUGGCGCGUAUUCGACCAGAACAAAAGUGGCGCUGUGGGUGCACAUUGCAAGUGA
Molecule: messenger RNA, 819 nt
Organism: Phytophthora nicotianae INRA-310
Lineage: Eukaryota; Oomycota; Peronosporomycetes; Peronosporales; Peronosporaceae
Exons: 4
Coding region: 1-819 (272 amino acids)
Source: RefSeq, a predicted model, not a curated record